CCUGCUGUUAUUAGAAUAUUCUCUGACGUCGUUCAUGUUAGCAGCUGUUUUGUUUCAGAUCUUUGCGGAAAGAGAUAUUUUUUUUAAUGUUCUUUACCUUUGUCUGUGUUUAUCGCAGCUGUUGAUACUUUCUUGGAAUGCUAACGAAAUUCUAUUGCAAAGCACAGAACUAUCGCAGACGCUAUACGAGAGCAAGUGGGUUGACCAAAACGAAACGAUUAAAGCUUGUAUGCAGAUUAUGGUUGCCAGGUGCCUACGGCCAUUAAGCUUAACAAUCGGUCCGUUUGGAUCCAUUAAUUUGGAUGUUGCCAUUUCGAGAAUCAAGCUGGCGUACACUUGUGUCUCGGUAAUAACUGGUAAAAAGUGAAGCGAUGGGAUGAAAAUGGAACUAUAAAGUGAACUUAAUGUUGAAUUUAAGUAUAUAAAUUUA
Messenger RNA from Cylas formicarius (sweet potato weevil), 430 nucleotides. RefSeq names its product odorant receptor 49b-like. Gene Ontology annotation, molecular function: olfactory receptor activity; odorant binding. The record is from RefSeq and is a predicted model, not a curated record. Gene Ontology annotation, biological process: sensory perception of smell; detection of chemical stimulus involved in sensory perception of smell. The coding region runs from base 35 to 367 and encodes 110 amino acids. Lineage: Eukaryota; Metazoa; Arthropoda; Insecta; Coleoptera; Brentidae. The transcript is spliced from 4 exons. Gene Ontology annotation, cellular component: plasma membrane.